GCCUAUUUGUUGCCAUUGGACAGAAAAGGGAGAUGGAAUCUCACUGAUUGGUCAGAAAAUUAGCGGAAGUAGUGUUGUGGGGUUUUUUUUGCCUAAAGUGUUGGUUUGGCGCAUGCGCGAGAAAGAAUCACACAGAAUUUGGCUGAGAUGGUUGAAAUUGGUGAUGGAGGUAAAAGCAUCAAGUCCAGUUCCUAUGAAAGGAUCGUUCUCAAGAACACUUCUGAAUAUCAUUAUCUGAAGAUCCGCCUGGAGUUAGACGACACCAAUAUUAGCCUGAAUGCUGUCGAGUACAAGCAACUCAUCAUCUCCGCUCUGAAACGAUUACAUGGUGAGGUUGGAGCAGCUUUGCCUUUUGAUGUAUUGACAUAUGAAGAACAAAACUUGUCUGCAAUACUUAGAGUCCCGAAUAGUGGCCUGGUAAAACUGUGGAGUGCUCUGACAUUGCUUGGUUCCUAUCAGAACAGAGAUUGUGCUUUCAGGGUCAUACAGACUUCUCCAUUUCUUCUUGCAUUAGCUGGAAACAGCAGAGAGCUGGUGCUGGAUUAAAUACUCAGAAAGAGCAAGUGACUGGAGCCUCUGAAGUACCAGAGCUCUCCAUGAUGCUGGUGUUGUUGCCCAGAUGCAAGACUUUGUAUUCAAAUCUCCAGGGAUUGUUUCUCACAAAGCCAGAAGCCAUCACUGCAUUCUUCAUUCAUCCCUAUGUGAAACAUUUAUGUCUACAAGUUGGGAACAGGGCUAAACUUACUAAGAGGUUUACGCAGAAGGAUAUUGCCACUUUUUCUGACCUAACAGGGGACACAAACCCAUUACACCUGGAUGAAGAAUAUGCAAGGAAAACCAGAUUCGGUAGAACCAUUGUGCAUGGGGUUUUAAUCAAUGGGCUCAUUUCUGCUGUUCUGGGGACUAAAAUGCCUGGGCCUGGCUGCAUUUUUCUUUCACAGGAGAUUAAAUUUCCAAACCCCUUAUAUGUCGGAGAGGAGGUUUUGGCCUCAGCAGAAGUAGCAAAACUGAAG
This is a messenger RNA of Anolis carolinensis (green anole), 1013 nucleotides long. RefSeq names its product ribonuclease P/MRP subunit p14 (gene rpp14). The coding region runs from base 148 to 546 and encodes 132 amino acids. The transcript is spliced from 6 exons. Gene Ontology annotation, molecular function: ribonuclease P RNA binding; ribonuclease P activity. Gene Ontology annotation, biological process: tRNA 5'-leader removal. Gene Ontology annotation, cellular component: nucleolus; multimeric ribonuclease P complex. Lineage: Eukaryota; Metazoa; Chordata; Lepidosauria; Squamata; Anolidae. The record is from RefSeq and is a predicted model, not a curated record.